CGGAGAGACAGAGCGAGACGCCGAGAGAGAGAGAGUCGAUGGGAGAUUCCCCUCUCUCCCGCACCCCGCUCCCAGUUCCCGCCUAUUUCCGCCAGGCCGACGAGACCUUCUCGCUGCGGAGACGGGGCGGGGCCGGGUUGGGUGGCUCCGGCCUGACCCCCCGGCCCCCUGUCAAGGCCGCCCCCCCCUCCAGCCGGCUGUUCCCGGGGCGGUCGCGAGCCUGGAGCCAGCCCCGCCCCCUGAGCGUCUCGGCUCGAGACGCCCCCUCGCGCUCGCUCAGUGGGGGGCUGUACGACGAGAGUAAAUCCGAGCUGUACUUCGAGCAGUGCUUCCUGCGGCUCUGUCGCCUCGGCCAGGGCAGCUUCGGGGAGGUGUUCAAGGUCCGAAGCCGGGUUGACGGGCGGCUGUACGCAGUCAAGCGGUCGAUGGAGCUGUUCCGGGGGGAGCAGGACCGGUGGCAGAAGCUGGAGGAAGCCCGGAAACACGAGGGUCUGGCUCCUCACCACAACCUGGUGGGUUUCGUCAGCGCCUGGGAGGAGCGCGGACGCCUGUACAUCCAGACCGAGCUGUGCGAGGGCAGCCUUCAGCAGCGAGUGGAGGAACGAGGCACGCUGGGCGAGGGAGAGGUUUGGGACGUCAUCACUGACCUGCUCCCUGCCCUCAAGCAUCUACACGACAGAGGGGUGGCCCAUAUGGACGUGAAGCCCGCCAAUGUCUUCCUCUCCCACGCUGGCGUGUGCAAGCUGGGCGAUUUUGGCCUGCUGCUGGACACGAGGGAGAGGGUGAGGGAGAGGGCCACGGAGGGAGAGAGCGAGAGAGGGAGUCGGGGAGAGCGAGCCGAGCUGAGCGAGGCCCAGGAGGGAGAUCCCAGAUACAUGGCCCCAGAACUGCUGUCCGGAGUGUAUUCCCGGGCGGCUGAUGUGUUCAGUUUGGGAAUGUCUAUUCUGGAGAUUUGCAGUAAUCUGGAGUUGCCGAGGAGCGGAGACGGGUGGCAGAGACUCCGACAAGGCUACCUGCCCCUAGAGUUUGUGUCAGGUCUCUCCCCCUCACUCCUCUCUAUAUUACGGCUGAUGUUGGAGCCUGAUCCGAGGAGACGGGCGAGUGUGGAUUUACUGCUGUCUCUGCCAUGUGUCCGUCGGGUUCGUCUCUACAGACGGUUACGUCUGCUCGUGAGAGAGGGUCUGACUCAGAUCAUCAGGGUGUUCCAGCUCCUUCUCUCUCUCCUGUGGGUGGUGUGGCACACACUGACGGGUGGCUUCCUGUCUGCUGCCCCCUCCCCGGAUGUACCCCCGGCCUCUCCCUCCCCCUCGAGCCUCCGAGACCCUCACAGCCCCCUGGGCUGGGGCUCAGGCCAGGGCCAUCGCUUCUCAGAUGAUGUCUUUCCCUCCUGCUCCCAGCCCCAGCUCCCUGAGCAAAGCACAGACACACAGGAUUACAGGACUCUCUAUUCCCCCGAAACAAUGUUAAGGCCACGGAUGGGAAGCACAUCAACUCCUCGUAAUCUCUCGUCAGAUUCAUUGCUCAAUAGCCGAAGGUCGCCUAGAGACAGUCCCAACCUCAGUUACAUCAGCUCGGAGUCUCCCUGUAUACGCUGUGAGUGUGACGGUGAGGAAUCCUCACUCACUCUCCAUGAGGAGACGGAAGUUACUAGAGCUGUCUUUGAGCCCAAAAAUUUACUGAGUUUAUUUGAGGAAUCCAUCGAUCUUAAAUGAUCCCAGAACACACAGUGUAGAGGGAGCUUUACUGUGUCUCUAAUCCUGACCUGGGAGUGUGGACGCACAGUGUAGAGGGAGCUUUGCUGUAUCUCUAACCCUGACCUGGGAGUGUGGACCGACGAACAGUCUUUGAGUCGGUGACUGGGAGUUGGGUCAAACAAUAUAAUAUUUUAUGUAUUUUCUGUAAAUAUUUCAUGAAUUUUCUGUAUUUUAAGACGCUAUUAAAUCUUUUCCCUUUGCUGCUCA
Molecule: messenger RNA, 1961 nt
Organism: Callorhinchus milii (elephant shark)
Lineage: Eukaryota; Metazoa; Chordata; Chondrichthyes; Chimaeriformes; Callorhinchidae
Gene: pkmyt1
Product: protein kinase, membrane associated tyrosine/threonine 1
Exons: 8
Coding region: 39-1712 (557 amino acids)
Biological process (GO): protein phosphorylation
Molecular function (GO): ATP binding; protein kinase activity
Source: RefSeq, a predicted model, not a curated record